This is a messenger RNA of Pocillopora damicornis (cauliflower coral), 2369 nucleotides long. RefSeq lists its product as uncharacterized. Lineage: Eukaryota; Metazoa; Cnidaria; Anthozoa; Scleractinia; Pocilloporidae. Gene Ontology annotation, molecular function: sphingomyelin phosphodiesterase activity. The record is from RefSeq and is a predicted model, not a curated record.
UGUCUUACCAUGCUUGCCUGAUGCUUUAGAACAAAGACUAAUGAAUGUGAAAUUUGUUUUUUUUCCGAGACGAACGUACUAUGUGAUACAAGAGGCACAAAUUCAUUUUUUAUGUGGACGGCGAAGCUUGCCGCCAAGCUUCUCGCGGCUUUGGCUACUCGUUUCACCGCUCCUCCUAUCUCAAGAAAGCCGCCAUCUCUGCAUGUUGAAUACCUAAGUUUUAAGGUUGAUUCACCCACCAAUUCGUAAAAUGGAAAAUUUCACAUCUGAGCAACAUGACAAACUUAAAAUAUCACGCUCCAGGGGGUCACUUGAAGGGCUGCGAUCAGGUAUAAUUACAGAGCGCAGGGCCACUUGUUUUCAUCUCAUUGAAUCACAAAACAUCCUUUUGUGUUCCGUAUGGUGGAUGCUCGAGCGAUCAUUCAAGGGCUAGGAACGAGUGUUGUCAGUCACGCUCUCCCUGGCCAUUGGCCCACAGAUCUUAUUAUGUUUGCUGUCUCCAGUGCGGUCUUUAUGCAAUAUUUGCGGGAACGCAGCGCGAAAUACUCCUCGUAGUCAGAUGACCAAACGCUUCAUUUGUUAACCUGCUUUCGCAUGUGUUGGAAAAUGGAGCAUUCUAGAGCAAGGUCACUAAAAAUACCUGCUCAACUGCGUAAGAAACAUGCACUUGCUGUUGCUACAGUUCCAGUGAUGCUCCUUAUCAUCUACUACGUUUUUAAUGCAUUACAGGAUGAUAAAAAAAUGCUAUUUAAUCAAGUUACUCAGCAUGAGAAUAUGAAAAAAGGAAAUCCUACUUUCAACUUGGAAAGGAAUCUACUAUUGGUGAGUUAUAACUUAUGGUGCACACUAUGGCAUUCUCAUGGUGUUGAGGAAAGAAUUGAAAGUCUUGUUGAGGGAAUAAAGGAUUUUGACAUUGCUCUGAUUCAGGAGGCAUACAUCUGGAAUUUUGGAGUGGCUGUGUUCAAAAAAUGUGCGUCACUCCUUGUUGUGGAAAUGGAGAAACAUGGAUUUCACUUUAGAACAUCCAUCUUAGAUUUUGUCCCCCCCUUUGGACAGAGUGGAGGUGUUGUUAUAUUUAGUCGUAUACCAUUAGUAAGAACAAUUUCAAAACAAUACAACUCCUCAAUCUUCCAAUAUUUGGUCUAUAGAGGUUUUGUAGUUGGAGAGUUCUUCAUCAACUCCAAGCCCCUACAUGUCAUCAACACCCAUUUAAAUCCUACAGGAGUUGAUUCUCGGGUUCAACAAGCAAAAGAAUUGGCCAGGGCCAUGAAAGACUUCAAUCUGAAUUCACACUUUGUUGUGGCUGGAGACUUUAACAUUGAUAACAAUUACCCCACAACUAGUAACAGUAGUACGGAAUUUAGAAAACUUCUAGAAACAAUGAGUGAAACAGGCCUCCACUCUGUUUUUCCAGUACGAAUGGAGACUAAUAUUGAUGGUGGUAACUAUGAUGCAAUGUUCAUUAGUUCUAAUGUUGCUGUGGUGAGAAAAGAGAUCAUUAAGCUGGUAACCAAAAAGAACAAAUUUGUCUCAGACCAUUUUGGCCUUGUAGUUGAACUAAAACUCUGGUAACAUACUUGCACAGUAAGCUUCAAUACAGUGUAAUUAGUCAGCUGGUACAAUACUAUUUAAGAUACUCCUCAUUUAUUUAUAUAUCUGAAGGUUGAACUAACCAAUAAGACAUAACUUUUCUGUGACUCUGAGUUUCAUGCUUACGCAAUCAUCAGACAGAUUUUAAUGAUUAAGAUCAGUCUGAUGAUCGUUUAAGCGUCAAACUCAGAGUCGCAGAAAAGUUAUGUCUUUACUGAUUACUUGAACCUUCAGAUAUACCACGCUCUGCGAACACAUCGAGCACUGUACGGCAAGGAUAGACUAUAAUCAAGAUUUUAUAUAUAUAUAUAUAUUCUAUUCUGGCAAAUGCUAUUUCUUUUUCAAUCUCGUUUCCUCAAGAGUGUCAGGUUUACUCAUUGCAGCUGCCACUUUUAUUUGUUAUUUGUUAAACUUGAGUCAGUUGCUGGUUCACUGAGAAAAAGAAUCAGUUGUAUUUUUGCAUUAUUAUGAAGCAGGCUUCUACUAUGUUUUUCCAGUACCAAUGGAGACUAAUAUUGAUGGUGGUAAGUAUGAUGCAAAUGUGGUUUAUAUGAUGCAUUCUUACUUAAAUUUUAGACUGGAAUCUUUGUAAACACAUGCUCUCAUUCUUGAUACUUGGCAUCCACAUGGUUUCUUUUCUAUGUUUCAAAUUAGUCUUCUGUAAGUUAGAAGGCUAGAGCUGUAAAAAGUUUGACACCUUAAAUAAGUUACAUGUCAAUGUAAGUGUAGGUGAUUGUAUGUGUAUUUGUGGGCUGAUCAUAAAAACACAUGGCAAAACA